AUGCUAGCGGCGAUUCACACAACACAUACAUAUUCCAAUAUACAAUAUAGCCUCGCCGGUUUUGCACUUUUGCUCCAACUUCGAGGUUUAGUCAAGGCUUUUUAAAUUGGUGAAAUUGGAUAAUGGCUGGGAAGAUCAUGCAUGCUGUCCAAUACAACUCUUAUGGUGGUGGAGCCUCUGGCUUAAAGCAUGUGGAAGUUCCUGUGCCUACUCCGAAGAAGGAUGAGGUCUUGCUAAAACUGGAGGCUACAAGCAUAAAUCCUGUUGACUGGAAAAUUCAGAAGGGCAUGCUUCGUCCACUUCUUCCUCCCAAGUUUCCUUAUAUUCCUACUACCGACGUGGGAGGAGAGGUUGUAGAGGUAGGAUCCAAUGUAAAAAGUUUCAAGGCCGGUGACAAGGUUGUAGCUAUGCUCAAUAUCUGGAGUGGAGGUGGAUUUGCUGAAUAUGCGGUGGCUAAGGAGAGUUUGACUGUUCCAAGGCCCGCCGAAGUAUCAGCUGCAGAAGCUGCAGGUCUUCUUGUUGCAGGUCUUACAGCUCAUCAGGCCCUUGCCAAUCCUGCUGAGGUCAAGCUCGAUGGAACUGGACCCCGGAAGAACAUUCUAGUUACUGCUGCCUCCGGUGGUGUCGGUCACUAUGCAGUUCAAUUGGCAAAACUUGGCAACACCCAUGUUACUGCUACCUGUGGAGCCCGCAACUUUGAUUUUGUGAAGAGCUUAGGAGCAGAUGAGGUUCUUGAUUACAAGACCCCAGAGGGAGCAGCUCUUAAGAGUCCAUCAGGCCAAAAAUAUGAUGCGGUGAUUCACUGUACAAUGGGCAUCCCUUGGUCUACCUUUGAGCCUAAUUUAAGCACGAAUGGAAAGGUCAUCGAUCUGACUCCUGGACCUAGCGCCAUGUGGACCUUUGCAUUAAAAAAAUUAACCUUCUCAAAGAAGCAGUUGGUGCCACUGCUUGUAAGUCCCAAGAAGGAGAACCUGGAGUUGCUUGUUAGGCUAGUGAAGGAAGGGAAACUUAAAACAGUCAUCGACUCGAAACAUCCUCUCAGCAAGGCUGAAGAUGCUUGGAGCAGGAGCAUUGAUGGACAUGCGACAGGAAAGAUCAUCGUGGAGCCAGAGUAAAUGUCAUCCAAAUGAUGUUAUGUUAUAUAUAUGUGUGUGUGGAAUAAAAGGUUUGUGAGGCAUGUAUAUGAUGACAAGUAAAUCUGUUCAGCUGUAACAACUUUCAUUUGCCUUAUAUGGAUGUGCAGUGUGUCAACUGGUUUUCCCUUUCA
Messenger RNA from Lycium barbarum (goji berry), 1267 nucleotides. Its product is annotated as chloroplast envelope quinone oxidoreductase homolog. The transcript is spliced from 4 exons. Gene Ontology annotation, molecular function: oxidoreductase activity. The coding region runs from base 123 to 1115 and encodes 330 amino acids. The record is from RefSeq and is a predicted model, not a curated record. NCBI's taxonomy places the organism in Eukaryota, Viridiplantae, Streptophyta, Magnoliopsida, Solanales, Solanaceae.